Messenger RNA from Iphiclides podalirius (scarce swallowtail), 606 nucleotides. NCBI's taxonomy places the organism in Eukaryota, Metazoa, Arthropoda, Insecta, Lepidoptera, Papilionidae. The record is from the annotation of a GenBank genome assembly.
AUGCGUCAAACCCAUACUGGAGUGUUCAACUUGGAUAUCACUCUUUAUCGGGACGGUAAUCUCUUACCUGAGAAAUCAGCGAGGAACACGGUCAAUCGUUCUUCUAGAAGCAACAACUUGAAGUUAGCUGACAGUGUAGACGUGACGCUUCAUGCUUUCUAUCUGCCUGAUCGCUACUAUAUAAUAGCCGAUUGCCUAUCGUGCGGAAACGGGCUUCCAGAUUGGCACCUCAAGGGGAACGUUGUGAAAAAGAUUUUCAAGAAAUGGGGUACCCCUCAAGUUGAGUUUUUCGCCACGAGUCAGUCAACGGUUGUUCCAGCUUAUGCGUCAAUAGAGGCAAUCAUUUUCAGCCGAGAUUGGCAAUACAAUCUUGCUCGGGUUUUUCCACUGCCGCCCUUGUUCCCCAGGGUGCUUCGUCAUCUCAACAAAUCGUCGGGGACUUUUCUUGUAGUAGUUCCUCGAUGGGAAGCAGUGAUCUGGAGAAACGACUUGAAGCGACGGGCUCUGGGGGCUCCUUCUCAAAUUCGCAAUUUGAAAGUGUCUGAUAGAUCUGUCUGUCAACCGCCCAGCUUCACAAGUGGAAGAUCUGCUAGACGUCUGGCGGAG